AUGAUUUCAAAGGAAAACGUUUCAUCUGAAUAUAUAGACUUUUCGAUUUCAAAAGAAAAUGAUAUUUUAAGGGAAAAAAUAUUAAUAGACCUGAAUGAUAAGAAUGAUGAUAAUAUAAACAAUGAAAAUAAGAAAAAUAUGAGUAUUAAUCAAAUACAUAAGUUUAUAAAUAAACUAAAAAAUACAAAUGUAACAGAUUUAGAGAAAAGUGAUUUUAAAAAUUUACAAGAUGAUAUAAAAAAUUUAAAUAUAAGUAAAUAUUUAAGUGAGAUUUUAAAUUAUAUUUUUAACUUAACAUAUCACGUUAAUAAAUACUCAGAUAUUUUUCUUCUCAUAAAUAUAAUUAAAUAUAUAAAUAAGAAUUAUAGUAACGUAGAAGAACUUAUUGAAAAUAUAGCAUUCAUGAAAUUUUUUAAGUUGGACGAAAAUGAUAAAAAUUAUUUUUUCAUUAUAUUCCAUGAUUUAUAUAAUAAUAUUCAUGAAGAUAAUAUUAUAAGUAAAAAUAUAAAAGUAGAAAAUUCUCCCAAUGAUAAAGAUACAAAUAAAGAAAAAUUGUCACAUUUAGUUGAUAUUAAUAAUGCAGAAAAAAAUUAUAAUAAUAUUAAUAAAGAAAGUGAAGAAAUAAAUAGUAUGAAAAAUCUAAAAGAAUUAAAAGAUAAUCUCUUUAAGAAAUUAAAUUCUUAUAUUUGUAAAGAUAAUCAAGAAAAUGAUAAUUAUUUAUUUGAAUAUGAUCUUUUUGCUAGUGAUAAAAAUAUAAAGUUUCAAAAAAAAAAUUCUUUUGAUAAAAAAGCUUAUAUGACAGAAAUUCUUAAUGAUAAUAAUCUUAUGAAAAAAAUAGAAAAGAAAAAUAAAUUAAGAAAAACAUUGCUAUGUAUGUAUUUCGAAUUAAUUUUAUUUAAUAUAUGUAAAAAUAAAGAAUUAUUACUAUAUAUGUUUUUAAACAUAACUUUUUUUUUUACAUUAAAAUUUGACUUUCACAUUUCUGAUAAAGAUAAAAUAAAUAACAAUGAAAAAAAAGAGUUAAAUUACUCCAAUUAUUCCGAUAUAUUAUCAAGUAUAAAAAAAUAUUUAAUUGUGAAUACAGUCAUUACCUAUGAUUACUUUUUUACAAAUUCUAAUACAUUACUUAUAGAUAAAAAUUUAAAAGAAAAUUCUGAAAGUGUAAAUAAUAGAGAAAGUAUAAAUAAAGAGGAAAAGGAUAUUAUGCAAUGUGUUAAUAAUAACAAUAGCAUAAUAAGUUCAUGCGUAAAAUAUAUAAAUGACAUAAAAGAUAAUGUUAUGAAAUUUUUUAAAGUAUUUUAUCAUUGUAGUAUGUAUAAUUUGUUGAUAUACUUAUAUACAGAACAUGUCGUAAAAGAAUAUAGUAGUAAUAACAAAAAAAGCUUUUUAAAUGAAGAAUAUGAAUUUUUUAAAAUAUAUGAAAAAAGUAAAAAAUUUUGUAAAUUUUUCAAUUUAAAAAAAUAUAGUUUGGAUGAAAUUCAAAUAAAAGGAAUUGAUAUAUUGGGAUUAAAAGAAGAAAGUUUCAAUCAUAUAAAAAUUUUUGAUAAUAUAAAAAACAAAAAUGAAAAAGAGAAAGAAAUAAUAAUCGAUGAAUCAAAUACAGUAUGGAACAAUGACGAAGAAAAAUCUUUUUACACAAAUUUCCCUGAUUAUUCUAAUUUAAAUAUUUGUUUAAAUGAUGAUGAUUAUGAUGACGAUGAUAUUAAUUUAAGUUAUUCAAAUGAGAAUAUUAUAAAUGACAUGAUUUAUAAUCAACCUAAUAAUAGUAAUAUUUUAAAAAAAGACAGAGAAUUAGAUGAAAAGGUAGAAAAUAAAGUUGCUAAUGACAAUAUUAAAAAGGAAAAAUCAUUUGAGAAAAAAAUUGAACUUAAAAAUAUAAGUAAUAAUGAUAAUAAAAAAAAUGUAAAAAGUGUAGCAUUUGGAAACAGUAAAGAAAAAAAGAAAGAAUUUACUAAUUAUCUUGAAAAAAUAAUUAAUAUGAAUAAUGAAAAGGAUGUAGAAGAUUAUGUAAUGAUAUUUUUAUUAAAUUAUAAUACCAAAAAAAAAAGAAAAAUAAUAGCUAACACCAUUAUUCACAUUAAUAAAAUAAGUUUAAAUUUGAUUCCUUAUUAUUGUAGAUAUGUUGCUAUUAUAAAUAGAUACGUAAAAGAUAUAUAUAUAACUAUUAAUGAAGAAUUAAAAAGAAUUACUGAAAAAAUAAUUAAAGAAAAAUUACCAUGUCAAAAUAAGAAAACUAAAUGUAUCAAAUAUGCAUGUGAAUUAACGAAAUUUAAAUUAUUAGAUUUAUCAUAUAUAUUAGAUAUUAUAAAUUUAUUAAUUGAAAAUUUUACUUCUGAUCAUGCAGAGCUAUGUUUUUUUAUUUUGGAAAAUUGCUCUCUAUUACUAUUAAAUAAUUCUAAGACACAUAUCAGAUUUUUAAAUCUUUUACAAAAAUUAAAAAAAAUUAAGAAUUCAAAAAAUUUAUCAUCCUCAUUAGAAUUAGUUUUUGAAGAAUGUUGUAUAAAAAUUGAUAAUUUCAUUACAAAGAAUAAUAUAACAAAAAAAAAAAUCUCUAAAUACUCUGAUGAAGACUUAAAAAAAAAAUAUUUUCUAAAAAAAUUGUUAUUUCAAGAUAUUGAAACUGUAGAUACAGAAAUUAUAUGUAAGUAUAUAAGAAAAUUUAACUGGAAUGAUAAAUUGAUCACCCAUUGUUUAAAAAAAUAUAUUUUUAAUUAUUUAAUGCAUAUGAGUAUCUAUAAAAUAAAUAAUUUAGCUUCUUUAUUGUUCAACUUAGCUAAGUAUAAACCAUUUUUUGUAACUCAAAUAAUUGAUGAAUUAUAUGAGAGAAUUAUUACUAUACUUGAGAAUAAUGAUUUUAUCAAGUAUACAUUUUUAAUUCAAUAUACUCAUUUAUUCGCAGAGUUAUAUAAUUAUAAAAUAUUAAAUUCUUCUAAUGUUUUUGAUUUGCUAUAUUUUUUAAUAUCAAUCGCAGAUAUUGAUAUAUUUAAUUCUCAUCAUAUUUCUUCUAUUUACAAAGUUUAUAAAGAAAAUAAAACAUUUAUUGAAUCUUUAAAAAGCAAUAUAACAAAUUUAAAUAAAAAAGAAAAUGGGAUAGUAACAGAAUUAGAAAACGAGAAUAAUAAAGUAGAUAAUGAAAAUAAUGAUGAAAAUCAUAGAAAUCAUAAUAAAUUUGAGAAAAAUACAAAUAAUUCUAAUAUCAAUAAAGAAGAAUUUUUUUCUUAUGAUGACUAUAAUGAUAACUUUUAUAAAUUUUUAUUUAUAAAUAAAAGGAAUCCUAUAUUUUAUCAUAUUUUUCAUGAUAUGGAAAAUAAUAGUUUUAUUAAUAUCAAAAUGAUAUGUAUAAUAAUAGAAAGUUGUUCAAGAUAUUUUCAUACCCCUUUAUUAAAUUUUAAGUUAAGUAAAUUUUUUUUAUUUUUUAUUCGAUUUUUAUUGUUACUAGAACCAUUACCUAUGUAUAUUAAAAACAUAACUGACCAUAUUAUUGAGAAGAAUUUUGAGGAAAUGAAAAAUUUGAAUACAAUUAAAGAAAUUGAUAAAUAUUUGUUUAAAAUACUAAAUGCCGAAUACAAAAUACAUUUAAAUCAAAUAAAUAAAAAUAUUAAAUAUUCAGUACGGGAUAGUGAUUUAACAUUUACUAUAGAAAAAUGUAAUAAAACAAAAGAUUCAACAUACAGUAAUAAUGAAUUUAUAAAAACAAAUAAAAAUAUUAGCAACAAUGGGGAAGAAUGUACUAAAAUGAACGAUUUGAUAAAAGAAGAGAAAAAAAAUAGUUUGUCAAUUUAUGAAAAUAAAAAUGAUAAAAAAUAUAACAAUAAGGAGAAAACAGAAAACAAUGGUUCUUUAAUAACAAAAAAUAAAAAAAAGUUGACUAGUUCAUUAGAAAAUUACGAUAUAGAAUAUUUUAAUUCAUCAAGUGAUGAAAAUAAUAGAAAAGUUAAAACAAUGGAAAAUGAAUUAGACGAAGAAAUUAAUGAAAUAAUUAAUGCAUCAAUAAAAGAAAACAGAUUAUCAAAAAGUAAAGAAGUAGAACCUGUAAAUUUUAAGAAUAUUACUAUAUAUAGUAAUUUGUUAAAUAAAAAAAAUAUUCAAAAUAAUCAUAUCAUAAAAAUAGAUCCUGCUUCCAUUAAAAAAAAGGAAAAACAAAAAAAAUAA
This is a messenger RNA of Plasmodium gallinaceum, 4152 nucleotides long. RefSeq names its product conserved Plasmodium protein, unknown function. The record is from RefSeq and is a predicted model, not a curated record. Gene Ontology annotation, cellular component: exon-exon junction complex; cytoplasm. Gene Ontology annotation, biological process: nuclear-transcribed mRNA catabolic process, nonsense-mediated decay. The transcript has a single exon. Bases 1 to 4152 code for a protein of 1383 amino acids. NCBI's taxonomy places the organism in Eukaryota, Apicomplexa, Aconoidasida, Haemosporida, Plasmodiidae.